GUUUAAGUCUGUCACUGCCUCAUGGCCCGCUAACGUGCAUCCACCAUCCACGCUUCAUGGCUACUUUUAUUGAUCAAUGGCUUCCUUCCAGCCUACCCGAAGUCUGCAGGAUUUGGCCCCCCCGCCCAUGUGUGACCACCACAUGGAUGUCCUGCAGAUUUUCGGGGCUUAUCUUCUCUCUGACGGGCCCCUUAUACCGCCCCAGCGUUGAGUUUGCUUGAAAAGUUUGGGGGCGAAGGCCUAAUCAACAAUGCGUUCUGACAGGAUGCGAAGUUACGGUCUUAUAUACGCCCCUCUCCUCGUCAGACGAGCGCAAUGUCCUUGAGAGGCAUCGUUGUAUCGGCCUCCCGAUGUGUCACCCUUCCCUUUACACGGGUGCGUUUUAUCAGUGCCCGCAGCCGGCAUCAUGGGCUCGAUUACAGAGGCAAUAGGAAAGCGCACAGCAGAAUUGUCUCAUGAUGGAAGGGAUGUAGCCAUCACCUUGGCUGUGUGUCUUUUCCUUGCAACGCUCACCACAGGUCUCCGCUUCUGGUUGUCCAGAAGACGAAGGCCGUUAUUCUCCAUGCCAGAAUCCAUGAUGCUCGCGUCUCUGCUCUUAUUCUACUCCUACGCCGUGGCGACCUUCUUGAUUCUGACAAUCGGGCACGGUGGCUACCCAACGUCUCAGACACGGAGCUGGAGGCUUACUUUCACACUCAAGUGUGUCUACUAUCUUCGGUUGGCUUACGCCACAGGACUGGGCUUGGUGAAAUGCAGUAUCUUAAUGGCCCUGUUCCGAUCCCUCGCUGCUUCAUCCAAGGCCGCUCGACAUGCGAUCUUGGUCAUCAUGGCGGUCUGCAUUUCCUGGAGCCUUGGGGCUACCCUCAUAAGCCUCUUGAACUGUCGCCCAUUGAGCUACAACUGGAACCUGCAACAUUCUGAUGGCCACUGCAUCAAUCGAAAUGCUGCCUUUAUGGCAGUGAGCAUCAUUGACGUUGUGACAAAUGCGGCAAUUUUAAUUUUGCCGCUGCCUAGAAUUAUAAGAACAAAGAUUACCCGACCGGAGAAACUAGUAAUGAUCAGUCUUCUGAUUUUGGGGUUAUUUGUUGUUGCCAUUACUGCGGUCCGCACAGUAACCAUCGCCAGAACGGACUUUUCUGCCAUUAACGACCAUGGCAAGAUGAUCAGCAUUUGGACAACGGUGGAGUGGACGGUGGCGCUUAUGAUAGCCAAUUCUCCUGUGCUAUGGCCUUUACUCGACUGGCUCGCUCCUUUCCAUUCUAUGGAGAACGCCCCUGUGGACACCAAUAUGACUACAAGUGAGCAAUUUGACUACGUUAUUGUCGGUGGUGGUACAGCUGGCUGUGUCCUAGCCUCACGGCUGAAGCAAUACAACUCCUCUCUGUCGAUCUUGCUUAUCGAAGCUGGCCCUGAUGCCAGCAACCACCCCCUCGUACCAGACGGAAGUAAAGCCACUCAGUUACUUAAAUCAGAGCUUGAUUGGACAUACGAGACGGUGCCGCAGAAACAUCUUUCUGAUCGUGUACUCUCAAAUCACGCGGGGAAGGCUCUGGGUGGUAGUACCACAAUCAACAGUGGCGGAUGGAUGCGAGGUGCAAAAGAAGACUAUGACCUCUGGGCCAGCUUAGUCGGUGACUCUCGAUGGAGCUACCAAGGUCUCCUGCCUUAUUUCCGGAAGCUUGAGCAUCACUUUGAUCCUUCGGCCGACCCCGAAGUUCAUGGCUUUGAUGGCCCUAUCAGAACUGAGUCCGUUUUGUCUACAGGCCGCAGUCCUUAUGGGCUGGCUGAAGUUGUUGAGAAUCGCGAAAACGGAAUGCGACAAAUGUCGAGCUCCAUUUAUCUGCUAGAUGUGGAUAUCAUGACUGAAACUCUGGUCAAGCGAGUGCUAGUGGAGGAACGUGGGAGUCAAAAGGUUGCAAUAGGUGUAGUAUUGGAGGAUAAGGACGAAAGCCAGAUCAUGGCACGUCAAGAGGUUAUCAUUGCUGCGGGUGCAUAUCGUACCCCUCAGCUCAUGAUGCUGUCAGGUAUUGGUUCAGCGGAAGAAUUACGAGCACAUGGGAUCAAUGUUGUCCUUGAUCUUCCGGAUGUGGGCCGUCACUUUGCGGACCAUGUAGCAGUCUCGCAAUGGUGGCAGUUGAAGCACCCAGAGAAUGGGCUAGCAAUUGGAUCACCCGCAUUCACUGACCCAGCCUUCUUCCGAGGAAAUCCCAUUGACUUUGUGGCCUUAGAUUCAGUGCCUCUCGAUGCUCUUCGGCAAGCACUGGCCAAGGACGACCCCAAUUGCAACCCAGAUGAGCAUCCGCUUAUUACCUCCCAGCGCGUGCAUGUGGAAACCUUUACCGUCUAUGUGGCGCACAACGCUCAGGACCCUAGCAUCGCAGUAGACGGUACACAUAUUACGACAGGCGUGUCCUGUAUGCUUCCAACUUCUCGGGGAAGCAUCAAGUUAGCAGAUCGAGACGUCCGAAGCGCACCUCGCAUUGAUCCUAAUUACUGUGCUACCGAGGCUGAUCGAUAUGUCCUGCGUGAGGGACUUCGGAGAUUGCGAGAAGUCUUAUGCGAUACUCCAGCGGGACAGGAAAUGAUUGUUUCAGAAACAGUCGAAGAGAAAUAUCUACCCUUAGGUCCUGAUACGGAUGAUGAAGCUAUCGAUGAUCUCAUCCGUCGUCGAGCAGCGACACUGUACCAUCCUACGGGCGGUGCUUGCAUGGGCAAAGUGGUUGAUAGCGAUUUACGCGUCAAAGGAAUCGAAGGUUUGCGAGUUGUCGAUGCGAGCGUAAUUCCGACUCCAUUGAGCACACAUAUACAAGCGUGUGUGUAUGCGUUGGCUGAACAAGCUGCGGAUAUUAUCUCAGGUGUUUGUAGUGUCUAAUAACUGUUUUUGAUACAUAGCAGACGCGUGCUAUUACAGUAGU
Messenger RNA from Aspergillus neoniger CBS 115656, 2915 nucleotides. Its product is annotated as GMC family oxidoreductase. Bases 407 to 2872 code for a protein of 821 amino acids. The record is from RefSeq and is a predicted model, not a curated record. Gene Ontology annotation, molecular function: oxidoreductase activity, acting on CH-OH group of donors; flavin adenine dinucleotide binding. Lineage: Eukaryota; Fungi; Ascomycota; Eurotiomycetes; Eurotiales; Aspergillaceae. The transcript has 9 exons.